This is a messenger RNA of Zalophus californianus (California sea lion), 1722 nucleotides long. It is a transcript of the gene RAMP3, whose product is annotated as receptor activity modifying protein 3. The transcript is spliced from 3 exons. Gene Ontology annotation, molecular function: coreceptor activity. Gene Ontology annotation, biological process: intracellular protein transport; G protein-coupled receptor signaling pathway; receptor internalization. Bases 192 to 641 code for a protein of 149 amino acids. NCBI's taxonomy places the organism in Eukaryota, Metazoa, Chordata, Mammalia, Carnivora, Otariidae. The record is from RefSeq and is a predicted model, not a curated record. Gene Ontology annotation, cellular component: membrane; cell surface; signaling receptor complex.
GCGCGUCCCGGGAGGGCGCGUCCCGGACAAGCGCGCGCUCUGGAAGCAGGAGUGUCCCCUGUGGGUGGGCGCGUCCCCGAGGGGAAGGGCGCAGUCUAGGGGCGGGCUCUCCUCGGCCCCACCCUCGACCGCGUCCCCCCGCCCCCCGGCGCCCCCCGCGCACCCAGCCGGGACCGAGCCGACCGCGCGCCAUGGAGACGCGAGAGCGGCGGCGCCGGCAGGCUCGGCUGCUGCUGAUGUUGCUGCUCUGCGGUGGGUGUCCCCGAGUGGGUGGCUGCAACGAGACUCGCAUGCUGGAGAAGCUGCCCCUCUGCGGGAAGGCCUUCGCCGACAUGAUGCACAAGGUGGACGUCUGGAAGUGGUGCAACCUGUCCGAGUUCAUCGUGUACUACGAGACCUUCACCAACUGCACGGAGGUGGAGACCAACGUGGUGGGCUGCUACUGGCCCAACCCCCUGGCACAGGGUUUCAUCAGCGGCGUCCACAGGCAGUUCUUCGCCAACUGCACGGUGGACAGGACGCACUGGGAGGACCCCCCGGACGAGGUUCUCAUCCCGCUCAUUGCUGUGCCGGUCCUGCUGACCGUGGCCAUGGCUGGCCUGGUGGUGUGGCGCAGCAAGCGCCCUGACCAGCUGCUGUGAGGCUCGGCGGUCAGAGGGGCCGCGCCUAGAGAGAGGGAAGGCCGGGCCGGGGGCUGGGGAGCCGCCCAGGACCCGGACCCGGACCCGGCGGUCGUGGGCAGGCGUCACCCGGCCCCGCAGCUCACUGCAGUCAUGCUGCUCACCCAGGCUCUUCCUCUUUCUUGGGCUGGGGAAGAAAACGCACCAAGCCCGGAGCCCGAAUCGCUGCUGCUGUGCCCGCUGCCCAGGCUGGGUGUCCAGGCCAUUCCUUUGCAGAGCCCUGCCUGGCCCUGGCCGGGCCUCCUGCCCUCACCCUGCCCGGUCCCUGGCUCUGACUCCACCUCCCAACCCGACCUUGACCCCUGUCCUGACUCCAGCCCCUGCCUGGCUCUGACUCCACCUCCCAACCCGACCCCACCCCCUGCCCUGACCCCACCCCUGUCCCGACCCCACCCCCUGCCCUGACCCCACCUGCUGCCUGGCUCUGACUCCACCUCCCAGCCUGACCCCACCACCUGCCCUGACCCCGCCCCUAUCCCGACCCACCCCCGCCCUGACUCCACCUCAUGCCUUGAUCCCAGGCCUGGCCCUGCUCUGACUCUACCUCCCAACUCGACCCCACCCCCUCCCCUGGCCACACCCCCUGUCCUGACCCCACCUUCCAACCCGGCCUACCCUCUACUGGCCCCACCCCCUGACCUGACUCCACCUCCUGCACUGGCCCUGGCUCCUCCCCUGGGUUGACGCCACCCCCCCCGCCCCCGGGCGCUGCCCUGGGCCUCCCUGGCCGGCCCACUCACACCUGAGCUGGGGUUGCAUAGAGUGUGAGUGCUGUGUUUGUAGGAUCUUGCUGCGCUGUGUCUGAGCCCUCCUGGCAGGGAGCCCAUGCACGGCCUGAGGACGGAAAACCCCGACAGACUGAGAGUCAGGCCGGGGUCCCCUGGCGGCCAGGCACCGCCUGAGACCUCUUGUCUGUGCCCCCAGCGCAGACCUCCUUCCCAGGCCCCAGUGAGUCAGGCCCCUCUGGGCUGGGGUCCCGUGAGCUGCGUGCUGGCUGAGCUCUGUACUGUGUGUGCUUUCUCUGAGUAAAGAGUCAUCCGCU